This is a messenger RNA of Xylaria bambusicola, 2007 nucleotides long. RefSeq lists its product as uncharacterized. The transcript has a single exon. The coding region runs from base 1 to 2007 and encodes 668 amino acids. Lineage: Eukaryota; Fungi; Ascomycota; Sordariomycetes; Xylariales; Xylariaceae. Gene Ontology annotation, molecular function: cysteine-type peptidase activity. Gene Ontology annotation, biological process: proteolysis. The record is from RefSeq and is a predicted model, not a curated record.
AUGUUAGCAAGCCAAAGACAAACGAAAGGCGGCAAGACCACAGCACAAGAGGGCGCACCAAUGAGUUUCUCUCAUUUCCCCAAUCCGACCAUCAUGCAUGCCUCCCAAGAAGAAAUACGGUUUCUGGGAGUAAGAAUUCGACGAGAACGAAUGGGUGACGACUACCGACCUGCUAUUAUCACAGGUGGUCAGAUCGCCCCCGAAAUCCCCUACUUUAUCACUCCAUACAAAGAAGAAACGAUGAUUGACGAUAACGCGCCUCUGUUUGACGAUUCCGCAAGAAUUAAUCCUAUUGACUUGGGCCAGCUCAAAAGACAUAAGUACCUAUCCAACCGAUCCAUCUUGCCCUGGAUGCAGACUUCUUCCGCUAUACCUGAACGUACGUGGCUAGCCGACACACUGCCGUCUCUCAUUAAUGUUUUAAUGAAAAUCCGGAGUCGCUCGCAGCUUUUGACAUGUGAAGUGAAUGCGCUGUAUACACUUCUGGUGAAAGGGCUGGGUAAUGAGGUCGCUACAGAAAACGAGUUCGCGAGCAUCUAUGGGCCAGACCCAACCAAAUGGCCUAGUGAACUCCCCAAGUCAAUCAUCUCGCAGGUUAAGUCUGGGGCUAAGUACGUCGCUCUAGGGAUUAAGGCACCAACUUCACACUGGAUAUCUUUUCUGUAUGAAGUCAACCAAGGGAGCCUCUGGUUCUUUGACUCCCUAGAAGCAAAUAGGCAGUAUAAGCAUCGGAUCUUUCGGCACUUUAAGAUGAUCUGGACCUCGAAGUUCUUCAAUCUACGACAAGAUCCCAGACGCGCUUACGAUGCCAGUUACUUUUUUCACCGCGACUAUUGGAGCUGUGGAAUAAUCUCUAUCCUCUCCUUGGCAGAAAUCUUACAUUCUCCUAAUGCGAUUGAGAACCUCCCCAGCAAGCCCGCCAAAAUUGGUAGUAGCUACAUUGAUUAUGUAGCGCUACUUAUAACAAGAGCCACCGGCUUAAGACUCUCUCCUUCUUGGACCAGCCCUAAUCUCCAUUUACGAGUGCCAGCCCCCAACCCUGAUCCGGCCGAAGGUGAACAAGUCUCCGUGGUGCUCGGGGAUGAGGAAGCCGAGGUAUAUCUCGCAGAAAGCAUCAAUAAAGCAAGUUUAUUUAUUAUAGAUGCCAUCGUACCAAGAGCGCCUCCAGCCAAAGCCUAUUAUGAUACCGACGAUGGCAUUAUCCCCGACGCGCAAACUAGUAUCAAGAUACUCAAGGACUGCAAGGACAUUAGAAGGCGCACCCAACAAAACCACGACCAUUGGAGAGGAAAUGAAGCCCGUCAUUUGGUCAAUGCUGUAGUUAGAAGCCGAAGAGGAUGGUAUCUCGAAGAUACAGAAGUACUCGCUGUGCUGGAAUGCCUUCUGUACGCACGAAGUGAAAAAGGGACUGGCCAGAUCCUUAUCGAAGAACCCUAUGGAUAUCUCAUGGAACAGGAUGAAAGCGAUAUAACGCUUAUGGUGCGCCAGUGGGAUCUCCUCAUUGUAUCCAAUGACGGCUCAGACCCUCAACUUAAAGGAGAACUCGCGAUCUUCGGGUACACUAAUGGAAAUUCCCACUGGGGAGUCAUAAUUAUCUCUCUCAAAGACAAUAAUGCAUAUCUUGUGGAUUCUUUGAACCCGGGCCCGGCCACGUCUAGAAUGAUAUUCGACAAGUUCAGACUCCGUUAUCACAUCAGAUACCCUAAUAUGCCUAAGCCUACAAAAAUGACGGUUCUGCCUUGCUACCGACAGAGGGAUAGUCAUAGAUGCGGCCUAAUCUCCCCCCUUUAUCUAUAUUUCUUACUUUGUAACCCAGUGUACCUUAAGCCUACCUCGUCAGCAACAAGCGAGUACCGCGUGACCAGAUGUAUUGAAGAUAUUAUACAGAGGUAUGUAGGAGUUAAGGUUACUAGUAGCGGCCGGGCAGACAAGAGUGAAUACGGAAACAACCUACCUCUCCCUCUGGAGAUGCUUAUGACCGGGCGUCAGGUAGACAAGGAAGAAUGA